CUAAACCCCCGGGGAAUGAGGGGGCGGAGGGCACUGAGUCAUUCGCCAACUGACUUAAUCCCUGCGAAAGGAGCAAAACACAAACAGCCGCGGAGUAAGACGGGACGGGAGUCCAGCGCCGGAGGGAACCUCAUGGAGAGAUCGGGCUCCUGGCAGCUCCUGCUGGCGCUGUGGGUCGCCUUCUCCGCGUUGAGCGUCGUCAGCGGUGAUUUAUGUGAUGUAAACCAAUGCCAGAAUGGAGGAACUUGUCUCACGAACCUAAAUGAAUCUCCUUUCUUCUGUAUCUGCGCAGAAGGCUUUACUGGGACUACCUGCAAUGAAACUGAGAAAGGUCCAUGCCACCCGAAUCCAUGCCAGAAUGGUGGGGAAUGCAAGCAGAUUCCCAACCGGGGUGAUUCCUUCAGUGAAUACAUGUGCAUAUGUCUUCCCGGGUAUAAUGGCAAACACUGCCAGAAUAACAUGAAUGAAUGCCUUUCACAGCCCUGUAAGAAUGGAGGCAGCUGCCUGGAUCUGAAGGGCGACUUUGCCUGUAAAUGCACAUCGCCCUACUUGGGGAAGACCUGCCAUAUCCGCUGUGCAGAUGCACUGGGCAUGCAGACAGGAGCUAUUGCGGACACUCAGCUUACAGCGUCUUCUGUGUAUUAUGGUUUUCUGGGUCUGCAACGCUGGGGGCCUGAACUUGCCCGUCUCCAGAACACAGGAAUUGUGAAUGCCUGGACAUCCAGCAACUAUGACAGAAACCCUUGGAUUCAGGUCAAUCUGUUGGAAAAAAUGAGGCUCUCUGGGGUUGUUACUCAAGGAGCAAGCCGUGCAGGCAAAACAGAAUACGUCCGGGCCUACAAAGUUGCCCACAGUCUAGAUGGACGAGAAUUUGAAUUCUAUAAGGAAGAGAAUCAAAAUCAGGAAAAGGUUUUCUCAGGCAAUGCGGACAAAUAUAGCACAGUGACCAAUAUGUUUAAUCCUCCAGUCGCCGCCCAGUAUUUUCGUAUCUACCCACUAGUCUGUCGUCGUGCCUGCACUAUGAGGUUUGAACUGAUUGGCUGUGAAAUGAAUGUGUAUUUCAACAUGGCAGGUUGUUCGGAUCCACUGGGGAUGAAGUCCCAUCUCAUCUCUGAUCAGCAGAUCACAGCCUCCAGUGUAUACAAGACAUGGGGCAUUGAUGCAUUGGCUUGGCACCCCUACUAUGCCCGCCUUGAUAAGAAUGGGAAAAGCAAUGCCUGGACAGCCCUCACCAACACACAAGGCGAGUGGCUUCAGAUCGAUCUUCAGAGACAGAAAAAAGUGACUGGGAUUAUUACACAAGGAGCCCGAGAUUUUGGGCACAUUCAAUAUGUAGCAGCCUACAAAGUGGCCUACAGCGAUGAUGGGAAGUCCUGGACUCUCUACAAGGACAUCAGGACAAACAGUACCAAGGUAUUCCAAGGCAACCACAACAACAGCUCGCACAAGAAGAACAUGUUUGACGUGCCGUUCUACGCUCGCUUUGUCCGCAUCUUACCUGAGUCCUGGCACAACCGCAUCACGUUGCGGGUGGAACUUCUGGGAUGCGAUGAGUAGAUGGUUGACAACAGGAGGGAUGGUGUCGAGAAUUGGACUGCUCUACAACUCCCUGCACGUGCUCUUUCCCCCUUUUUCCAGAGAUCCCACAGGGCUUACGUUUCCAGCAUCAUCUCCUCUGUAUUUUAAUUUUGCACCAUUUAUAAGAAUGUCUCAUCUUUCACAGGCUGGGCAUUGCCAAAUUUCUAGAGGUGAUACCAGGAGCUCGUGAAAGAAGGAACCUCAGUAUGUCCCACCUGAUCCUUUUCUUCCCCCUUUGCUUUCUGAAAUUAUGGGGCUGGCUCUUUAGGGGCUGGCUGCCCACUCUGUAUGAUUAUGGUGGGGCCCCCUCAAUUUCCCAUGGGUUCCUAGCACUGCACUUUAAGAACCUCUUUCUGUGGCAGGGCUCUCUAUUUCUAAGGUCCUGCCAAGUUUUGGGUUCUCCUGGAGCAUGACCAUACACUGUAGAUGUAAGUGGGUUUAGCAGUCGUUCCUUCUCCCCAAGGCACACUCAGAACUAUAAUUUGGGGAAGGUUUGAGCUCCCAAGCAGAGAUCCUCACCUUCCUCUAGAAGUUACAGUUCUCGGGAUUCUCUUGUUAGACAGCUGAUGUGCAUUUCAUAGGUCUGGACAAAGGAACAGAUAGUUCUGCCACCUGUCCGUGUUGCAGAUUAGAUAGCUGUGCCCAGUUCUGUACGAUUUUUAUUCCGCUUUUAGAGUCACUGAGGGGAAAGAAGUCAUCUUUCAUCUUUGCUAACCCUUCUCCUGCCUGAGAAACGUACAGCUGGCCUCUUGCAGCUCCAGCCAAUUCCCGCCACGUUUAUAUUUAACUCUGCAACCAUGAGGGCUAGAAACUUUAUUCCAUUUUUAUCAGUGAGAGAGAGAUUUUUCACUUGCACAGAUUCUGCAGAGUUGUCCUCUUCACACUCCCUCCCCCACCCCCGUCUUCUGAAGCCACUCAACACCUUCCUCUCCCCAAGUACAUAGACGUUUUGCUGCCUGAAAGAUCCAAAGUGUUUUUCUUCCUUCCCUCAACCAGUGCCACAGCUUCCAUCAAGGAUUCUACACUGUUGUGUCAACGCCAUGCUUGGCAGAGGCGCUAAGAAGAAACAGAAUUUUCUGGAGGGGAAGAAAAGCAUUUAAAAACGCAAAUAAAUGUGGAACAUUCUUUUGGAAGGGCUGGGGGGGAGCAUUGGGACACAUGUCUUUCUGCAAGACAAAGCUAGUCAGUGGCUUUGUGGGGGGGGGCAGGGAUGGGGAUGGGCAGGGGGCCCAGUGUGAAUUCUGGAAGUAAUUAACCCAGAGCAAAGGAAUCCAAAGUUGUAAGACAUGCUGAUGGCGGCUGUGACUUCCCAAUGGGACGCAGUGUUAAAGAAGGACAGGCAAUAUUAAAAACAAGAACUCUG
Candoia aspera is the source of this 2941-nucleotide messenger RNA. RefSeq names its product milk fat globule EGF and factor V/VIII domain containing (gene MFGE8). Bases 16 to 1557 code for a protein of 513 amino acids. The transcript has 10 exons. Lineage: Eukaryota; Metazoa; Chordata; Lepidosauria; Squamata; Candoiidae. The record is from RefSeq and is a predicted model, not a curated record. Gene Ontology annotation, cellular component: plasma membrane. Gene Ontology annotation, molecular function: signaling receptor activity; calcium ion binding.